Caenorhabditis angaria is the source of this 5990-nucleotide messenger RNA. NCBI's taxonomy places the organism in Eukaryota, Metazoa, Nematoda, Chromadorea, Rhabditida, Rhabditidae. The record is from the annotation of a GenBank genome assembly.
AUGAGCUCUUAUCUUAUUUACAAGUACGGUGUACUUGUGAAACGUCGUGAAAAGAAAUGGAUGGUGGCAAUAAUCGGCGAGAAAACGGAUAACAACAAAAUUGUUCGAAUUCGAAAUGAUUUGUUCGGAUUUCCUGAAUGCCUUGGUGAUAUUGUUAAAAUUGGUGUAGAUUUGGAUGAGGGAGAAGUGAAAAAAGUUGUGAAAUGCAAUGAUGAAUGGGUUCGUGAUGUUGAGAUUCGUGGGGAACUUGCGAUAAUCUAUAUUUUCGUGAAUUUAUGCAGCGAAAAGAUGGAAAGAGUUGUCAGAUCCGAUGAACCGAAUAGUAGAAAAGAAUACUAUAUUUUUGGAAGUGAUGGCGAUAGUGAUUUUCAUCGAGUUGCAAUUGCAAAAAGUGUCGUUGAUCGAACACUGUCCAAUCGCAAUGUGAUGCAAAAAGCGAGAGAAAAAAUUAUUUAUCGAGUUGGCGUGGUUUAUCAGUGAGUUUUUGACUUAAUGAUCAUAACAACUCUGUGAAUUUCGAAGUUGUCAAAGUACGCCACGUUAUAAUUGAAUUUGUUUUUGAAAUCAGAACUUUUCUGAAAAAAAUCCGCCAUAAUUUUCAGACCUCAAACAUACGGCGAAAACGAGUCAUGCUUCUGGAAGCAUGAAGAAGAAACCGAGCUUUUGCCAAUUUUCGAGUGUUUUUCGAGAGAUUCAGUGGUCCCAUUUGUAAAUCCGAUGAUGAUUUAUGGAGUUUUGGAUGGAAUUGUGAUUCGAAGUAGUGCAGAGAUGAAUUUGUUUUGGAGCAGAAAUAUUGGUACAAGAUUUUUGAUGUAUUUAAAAAAAAAGGGUUUUCCAGGUUGCGCCAUUUUGCAAAGGGACUUUUCGAAGGAGUUUUUCAAGCUUGGCGAUGUUUGUGACGUGCUUUAUAAGUAAGUUAUCUUUGGAUGUGUCAAACAUUGUUUGAAACUCUUGAUGUUCAGCCUGAAAAAAGUAUUAAUACCAGAUUUUUGGUGCGAAAUCCAACGAAAUUCAUGAUAUUCAAACUAAAAUGGUUUGAAAAUCGGAAUUUUUGAAUCAUUGUGAAAUACAUUUUCGCCCGAACUUUUCCAAAAACCUUCGAUUUUCCAGACGAUGUAUUCCCGACACCUCCUUCAAUUUUCCAUGCACCUACGAUAUUUUUGGCGCCAUCCUCAACCGCAAUAUCCCGUCAAAUUUCAACAUCUACAAAAAUGUGACACAUGACGAAAUCUACAUUGAAACCACAGCGAAAUGCUGUGUUCUACCCGUCACCAAUCAAUUUUUCUUCGAAUUGCCGAUUUUGGGACGCGUUUUUGAUGGAAUCUCGUCGAUUUGGUGUGAUUAUUUGGAGUCCGGAAAAGUGUAUUCGUUGAGAAUCGCUUUUGAGAUGGUGGAAAAUGGUUGGCGACCGGUUGUGAAAGAUAUUUUGGUGGUAAGAAUUAUGUUUAUUGAAAACGGGGAAAAAGUUUAAUACUUGGAAUUUCUGGAUUUUUAAAACCUACGAGUUGAUUUUUGGGCUAUGAAAACGUGGAUUUUGAGAACAAAGAUUUUUAAAAAAUCCUCAAAACAAUCUCAUUUUUCAGCCAAACUUAAUUUCUCUCAAAUGUCGUAUUGUCUUAUUGGAUGAAUCGCUAGGAAUUUGUUAUGCGAUAAUCGAUCCAGAUGUUCGUAACAAUUUGCCCCAUCUUCACGGAAUUGUCGAUUUUAUCGCAAUUUCGCCACGUGUUUUGUAUUGUUCAGGGGUAAAGCCUGGAAUAUUGCAGGAUUUGGUGGAUUUGAAAAUUCGGUAAGGCGAUUUGGGAUUUUUUCUGUGGCGAAAUCAAAAAUGUUUAUAAUAAAAAACAGUUGUUGAAAAAAACGAUAUUGUGAAAUUCAAUUUCUCCCGCCUGCAAAAAAUUUGUUAAUCUAUGUUUGCAGACCUCCUAACAUGCACCAACAACAACAAAUUUGCGAAGCCGUCAAUAUUUCGCAAAUUACGAAAAACUCAAAAGUGAUGUGUAAUGAUUUGAGAAAAGUGAUGGGAAAAAUAUGGGUGAGUUUAAGUUUUUUUGAUUCCGGUAUUCGUACAAAGAUAAAAAUUUUGCCAUUUUCAAAACGCUUUCCUCCGAAAAAAUCGUGUUUUUUUCAGAUCAGAAGCACUGCUAAAUUCCAUGAUAUUCCAUCAAAUGGCUGUUCUCCAAUCACUCUGAAAUGUCGAAAUUUGCCACAAUUUUUGGUUGAUUCUUUGAUGAUUACGGAAAGAUUUUUGCAAAGAGACACGGUGGCUGUGAAUGCUGAAUGGUGAACAUUUUUUGGGGGAAAUUAGAAAUUUUUUAUUAAAAAAAUGUUGAAAUUGAAAAAAAUGCCCACUUUUUGCAAGAAGAAACAUGUAAAUCUCCCGAUUUUUCUCCCAAAUUUUUACCCAAUUUUUCCAGUGUUCUAAAUCCAUGGAAUCGUCCAUGUUUCUUGAUUCGCCACUGUGCUCAAAAUCUCCAACAACUCGAAAAACUCAUCCCCCAAAAUAUGCAAAAUCUUAUUGAUCCAAAAGAAGCUUUCGAUUUGGUACAUCAAGAAACGUUUCCGAAUUUGCGAACAAUUUUCGAGAAUCGUGAAAAUUUGGAUCUGAAUAGGAGUCAAAAUGUGGAGAGUGAUGAUAAUACAAUAGUUGCAGAUGGAGAAUAUCGAGUGGCUGCAGAAAUUGAUAGAAACAACAUGGAUUUUGAUAGAAUGAGUUUAUGCUCGAGGACGAAUCGCACUUAUUAUUCGGAGGUAUUUUGAAAUGGAAGAUUUUAGGUCAACUUUAAAGUUUAACCUCCUCUUUCAGAAAUAAUCACGAAUAUUUAUUAAAAAUCCAAAAAAAUUUCCAAUUUUUCAGAUCAAAUCCUAUCACACGCAAUCCAUCUACGUUCCCGAAACAAUUUUGGACGAACGCGAAUUUGAAAAACGAAUAUCGGAACUUGAAGAGUUAGAAUUGGAUGAAACUCAACCAUCGACAAGUUCUGCUAGUUUCCCCUCACAAUUUUCAAAUUCGAAUUCAAAUUGGGCGCCGCGAAAUACAUGGAAUUCAAAUCCGAAUUCGUAUGGCCCACAAAGAAGUUUGUUUGGAAACACAGCGUUUCAACAAACUUAUCGACAUUUUCCGAAGAGAAAACUCAAAAUUGGAAUCCGAGAGCCGAUUUCGAAAAAUUUAACAGAUGAGGAAUUCAUUUAUGAUGUGAUUUAUAGAAAUUUGUGAGCGAAUUUUGCUGGGGUGUGGUGGUCCAAAAAUUUGGGAAAAAUUAGCAAAAAGUAAACAUUUUGACCCGAACUUCAUUGGAAAAUUCUGGUUUCUAUUUAAAAUUAGUCCAAAAAUCCCUGAAAACAACAUAUAUGUUCGAUGCAAAAUAAUAUUUCACUUUAUUAUUCAACAAAAUGAAAUGUCUCGAAAAUUCCCCAUUUUUCAGAAAUCAUCGUGAAAUGUACUCUCCCAAUGAUUAUUCUCAUAUUCUUCGACUUUGGAGCAAACGAAUCGCCGGAAGAUUGGAUUUGAUCAAAAGAAAGACGCCUUAUCUAAUUCCAAUCGAAAUGCGAAAUCAUCAAAAAGAUUGGCGCGAAAAUCGAACACCGUUCAAAUUGUUGGUACGAUUUUUUGCGAUAAAUAGUGACGUCGAUGUGAAAUUGAAGAAUGUCUUCAUUCCAGUUGGGUGAGUCUUUUGUUUCUGGGAAAAAUUAGAGGGUUUUGAUGAGAAAUGAGCAAACCCGUGAUUGCUCAUGAAAAAUAUCUAGAAUCUUUGGAAUUUAUUGGAGUAUGUUUGAUCGAAAACUAUCCAAAAACAAUUAAUUGAAAGUCCUCGCGCUGAAUUUUCUACAGUAACCGUAACUUCUUUGAUAUCAAAAUUUCCCCAAUGUUUGCCUCACCAAAGAAUUAUAUUUCAGCGGUCAAUUUGCCGAACUUCCAGACGGUUUCGAAAUGGGAAAAAUGAUGAUUGGACUUCAUUUUUCAUCUUUCAAUGAUGUGAGUUUUAUUUUGGCUGGAAAUUUAAGACUUUCAUUUGUGAUCCUAUAUUCAUAGCUAAUAAAUAAAUAAAAAUUCAAUUUUCAGCCAUUAAUUCGAAUUGGUGGGUAUGGAGAAGAAAUGGGCCAAGUGGGUUUGGCAAUGACAGGUCCCGAAAUGUCGAGAUUCGAAUAUGAAGAAGUUGGAAAUGGAAAAGGAUUGAAGUGGAUUAGGGUGAGAAUUUGUACAAAAAUCGUUGGGUUUUUUGCUCUAAAAAAGGAAAUUGAAAAUCUGGUUUUUUGUCUGUAAGUCUGAAAAUUAUGAUAGAAAAAUGAACUGUCUUAUUUUCAGCUCCAACCAUUCAUUUAUUUCUCAUUUUUCCAGAUAAAAGCCAAACUCACCCGCCCUGCCAUUCAAAUUGUUCCCAGCCAACUUUUCGAACUUUGGACAUCUCAAAGUGUUCAAGGACUUGUGAUUGUUGAAACGAAUGAUUUGGUUUUGGAUGAUUUGGAACCGGAGACAAUGCAGAAUUAUGAAAUGGAAGGAAUUAUUGAACCAUUGCCUGGUGUGAGUUGGGUUUUCGGAUGAAAAAUCAACUAUAAUCCGUAUUUUUCACCCUAAACGUAUCUCCAAUUUUUUUCAGGCUCCUUACUCUAUCAAAUCACUUUUGAACAUCGCCGACGAUUGCUAUUUAGAAAGUAAUGAUUAUAUCAUUUUUUGGCGACUUGUCACCACAUUCCGAGGCUCAAAUUCGAAACCGACUUUUAUUAAAGCGAAUCCGAUUCCUCCUCCUCGAUCUCCCGGAAAACCCAUGAAAUUUGAAUAUACAUAUGGAGAAGUGUUGAUGGAACACCUGAGAACUGUUCAGAAAUUGACACAGGAACGAGUUGAUCGAUUGAGAGCGAAUGGAGAUCCGAGGGUACUGUAUUCUGGGGGAAAGGGAAAUGGCUAGGGCAAUAUUUGGCUAAAAAAUAUGAAAACAGUUGAAUAUAGGAUUGGAUUCAUAAAAUGUUGAAAAUGUCAUUUAAAAUUUGCCUGAAGGCUCUGUUUAAUUUAGUUUAAGGCUGAAAGCCUAAUUUCAAGAAAGGGUCGGAAAUUCAAACAGACUUAAAUUCAAACAGAGCUAAAACCGAAAUCCGUAUUUUGAACAUAAGAAUUUCUCUAAAAGACUGAACUUGAGAAGGCAAAUUUCUAGCAACUAUGGUGCCAAAUUCAACUAAAAAUUUCUUGCAGGUUCGAAUUUUCGAUGGUCCAGAAUUGCCACCCCAAAUGAAGGCCCGAAAAGUCCACGUCGAUAUUCGGAAAGCUCGAAUGAUGGCCGCACUCGAAAGACUGAAAUUGGAUCUGGAUAUGUGUCACGAGGCGGGAAUUUUCGAGACAGUCACCAAGGAACAGGUUGGUUUUUUGAAAUUAAACAGUAACCCGCUCAAAAUGACAACAAAUUCAUUUUCAGAUCCAGAAGUUGUUGGACAAAUUCGAAGAGAUGACCGAUGAUUUUCAUUCACACACAGUUUUGGAGCGCCGUUUUGCAAUUAAAAACGGCACACAAUAUUUGUUGGAUUUGUUGAUGGUCGAUGGAAUGGUGAAAAAGAUGCAAUUCGAACUUGGUGUAAGGUUUUUGGGUUGAUUUUUAAAGGGACACAUUAUAAGGGUGAAAAUGAGAUAUUUUGACUCAGAAUGGUCCGAAAUUGAUGGAAUUUUUCUCGAAAAUCCUCAAUUUUGCCUAUUUUUUCAUCAUUCCUCUUUUUUGCAGGAAAAAAUCAAGGAUUUAUUGCUUGUGUUGGUCGAUUGCAUCGAUUUGAACAAUACGUAUAUCGUCAAAACGGACGAUGUUCAAAGAAUGGUAAGAUUUCAUUUUAGUUUUUGGGCGCAAAAAAAGCAUUCAUUGCUAAUUUCGAAACUUCGUAUUUUUUAUCAGUUUUUUUGUUUGGUAAAAAUUGAAGUUUUCCGCUAAAAUUCCUGACUUUCAACCAAAAAUCUUACUUUUUUGCAGCUCGUUUACUUUGACGAUCAACAUUUGAUUUCGAGCGACGAUUAA